AUGUUUAAUUCAGUGAAUAAAUGGGUAAUUUUGGUUCUGUUAAUCUCGUUUCUUUUCUCUCUCAGAACCCCCAAAAAAAGUACCCAAACAGAGGAGCAGAAGAUUGAAACUCAUCCAGUCUUUUCAGUCUUUCUGCAAACUCAACAAGGCGCUUCUUUGGGGCCAAAUCCUGGCCUAGAGUAUGACCAUUACAGAGACUCGUGUCCUGAUGCUGAGAAGAUUGUGAGGUCAAUGAUGUCCAAGCUUUAUUGUGAGCAGAAAGAUGUCUCUGCGGCUCUCUUGCGCCUCUUUUUUCACGACUGUUUCAUCAGGGGCUGUGAUGCUUCAUUGUUCUUGGAUGACAGCAAUGGCAAUACGAACCAUUCCAUUGAGAGGCGGGCGGCUCCCCAUAGCACCCUGAAAGGUUUUGAUAAAAUUGAUCUGAUUAAGGCAGAGCUUGAAAGGGCUUGUCCAGGGGUGGUUUCUUGUGCUGACACGCUAGCACUUGCCACAAGAGAUGGCAUUAUUCUGCAAGGUGGUCCAUACUAUCCAGUGUUUACAGGCAGGAGAGACAGUAGUGAAUCAUACUUUCAGGAAGCUAUGGAUGAGAUCCCAAAACCAGAUGGCAAUCUUUCCCGGACACUUCACCUGUUCUCUCUCAGAGGCUUCAAUGAAAGAGAAACAGUCAGUCUUUUAGGGGCCCACAACAUCGGAAAAAUUAGCUGUCAGUUCAUUCAAGACCGCCUCUACAACUUUAUGGGGACAGGUCAACCAGAUCGAACUAUUGCUGCCGAUUUUCUGAAUGAACUGAGACUGAAUUGCCAGGCCAACCACGGCAGCAGCAGCCUUAAUGAUUCUGCAAUUUCAUCCGGCUCAGAUUUUGACACACACUAUUUUCGGAGCUUGCUGAGAGGGAGAGGACUACUCUUUGCUGAUCAGCAAUUGAUGGCUGAUGAGAAAACUGCAACCCAUGUAAAGUAUUACGCAUCAGGCGAUGGAACAAUCUUCAGAAUUGACUUUGCCAGGGCCAUGGUUAAGAUGUCAAACCUUGGAGUCCUGUCAGGAUCUCAAGGUCAGGUCAGGAUUAAGUGUUCCUUGCCUGCUGAAUAUUCCUGGUAG
This is a messenger RNA of Pistacia vera, 1098 nucleotides long. RefSeq names its product putative Peroxidase 48. The record is from RefSeq and is a predicted model, not a curated record. The transcript is spliced from 4 exons. Gene Ontology annotation, biological process: hydrogen peroxide catabolic process; response to oxidative stress. Gene Ontology annotation, cellular component: plant-type cell wall; plasmodesma. The coding region runs from base 1 to 1098 and encodes 365 amino acids. NCBI's taxonomy places the organism in Eukaryota, Viridiplantae, Streptophyta, Magnoliopsida, Sapindales, Anacardiaceae. Gene Ontology annotation, molecular function: heme binding; peroxidase activity.